Messenger RNA from Miscanthus lutarioriparius, 3015 nucleotides. The record is from the annotation of a GenBank genome assembly. NCBI's taxonomy places the organism in Eukaryota, Viridiplantae, Streptophyta, Magnoliopsida, Poales, Poaceae.
AUGGGUCCUCUCGACUACCAGCUGCUCCUGGCCGAGAUUCGCGCGAUGCGCAAGGAGUUGGAGUCUCAGUUCGACGGGCUCCGACAGUCCUUCAACAAGCCAGCCUCCACCGCCAUCGCUACCACGUCGUCGCCGCCGACGGUUCAGCUGUCCACACCGUACCACGACGACUCCAUCGCCUCCGACCAGAUCCGCGUCGAGGGCGGCCUCACCUCCAACGUCCCCGUCGCGUUACUCGACGUCGUCCACGAGCCCGCUCCCGUGCUUGACACCACCUCCACCGACGAGCACAACCCCGGCCCCGCGGCAAUCCAAGCCAUGCUCGAUGCCGCGGAGAGCCCUCACCGCCUAGCCGCCGCGCUCGACGACCUCGUCCGCCUCAGCCUCCUUCCAGAUGUGCUCCUCUGCGACAUCGUCUCUCGCCUUCCCAUCAAGGAUACCGCGCGCACGGCGGUGCUUUCCCGCCGCUGGAGGCCAAUCUGCGCCUCCCCAUCCGUGUCACUGGUAGAGAUGGAGGCGCAACCCUUCUUCCUCAUCGCGUGCACCAAGCAGGAGCGGCGCCCCAUCAUCCGCGCCGAGGGGAUGGGUGCCAGCGGCCGCGUCUUCGUCGGCGUGAACAUACAACGGCUCCACGAUGAUUUCGCGCCCGACGACCCCAGCCUUCUCCACUGCGUCUGCCUCGGCCCCGUCAUGUGUGUGCUCCGUGCCACCCCACUCGGUGGCUACGAUGGCUCCCUCGACGACGACCUGGAGUCCGGCAUCACCCACUUCGACACGCUGCUCGACCGAGCCGUCGGUCGUGAUGGCCAGGCACCCGCCGCGGCUGCCACGCUCCGCGCCGAUGCUGUGGGGGCUGCUGGCUGCGAGGAGGAGAUGCUCCACUGGGGUGACAACAACCAUGGGCUGGCCCCGAUGUUCUACAUGGCCGAGCUCGAGGUGGGUGAGCUCCGACAGAGAGUGCUUCAUCCCCUGGCGGAGCUCCAGGAGCCGUGGCCUGCUGUUACCCAGGUUGUUCCCGGCGAGCUCGCACAAACAUCGCCCUCAUGGUGUUUGACACUAGGUCACAACCACGCUGGGUGCGCCCCUGAGUCAGUGACCACUGCACCGGCUCCUUUGUCGAUCCUUGCUGCGGCGCCGGCGUUUCCUUCCAUACCUGAGCUAGUGGAAGCAGCAGAAGAGUUUACCUCUUUCAUCGACUCACGUUCCACCCUUGGGCCUGCUGUUGUGGUAUUCCAGGACGUUGUCAAGCAUAACCAACCAAGGUAUUUCACUGCUAAUCUCGCCCAAGCAUACUCAGUGGAUGGUGCUGCUGUUCCGCUCUGUUCUGCAACCAUUGCAACUCAUGCUGUUCAGAGGGUGUCUGAGGGAAUUCUGGCUCAUAAUCUAGUGCAGUUAAGGCAACCAUGGCCUCCACCUAUGGAGUUUGUGUGCUUGGGUAAUGGAGUUGAACCAUGCUUGUUGUUUGGAUUCACCCAAGGUGUCAUGGUGCCCAAGCCUCCAUGGCCACCUCCCCAAAGCAAAGGGAUAUGGUUUCAGUUAUCAGUGAGUUUUGUGCUUCACCGUGCAGUGCACCAGUGUAGGGUCACAUUCAUCCAUUGUAUGAAAUAUCAAGAGGGUUGGAAACAUUGGCUUGAGUUACUUCAAGGUGCAGUGCAAGAUGAACUCAAUUGCAGGGAGACAGUUCACUGGCUUCAAUCAUUUUGUGCUGCUAUAAUUCUCUUGCAUCUCAUCAAUGAUAGGAGAGCUAUGCUGCUACUUAGUGUUAGUCAAUGGGGCCUGAUUAUACUACAUGCAUCCAUGCUCAAAAGAGUAUCUCUGGUGGGAGGUGAACAUCUCGUGGUUACAGUAACAUCUAAUAUGCUACCACUAUUUCAGUGUUGUCCAAUUGCAGUAGCAAGGAUGCGUGCUGUUGAUGUGUCAGCAACUCGGAUGGAAACUGGAAUUCUUCAAAUUACAAUUGUGAGAUGUUAUUGUCAUUUGCUUGCUCUAGUUGAACUUAUGAAUGGGCAAACUGAUCCUACAGUCACAUAUUAUUAUAUGCACACUUGCUGGGACUGCAACUCACUCUCAAUCCUUGUAUAUGGCAAGUAUUUAGCAACUGCUUUGUUGGUUCAGGAUGGAAAUCAACAGUCAUGCUAUAGAAUUUACAGAGAUGCUCGCAGCUCAACGUUAGCACUGAGUCUUCAAAAACUGGGCAUCGAAAAGCUAACUAACGACAACGUGCAGCAGUGGGUGGCCUCAAAUAUGAAAAUCGGAACCUGGACUCAUAUUAUGCAGUUUACAGUUCACAAGGAGCCCCAGCUGCUUGGUUUCAGUAAUGGUAAGCCCUUGGUUGGUGGAGUUGAUGGUACAAUAUUUGCACGUCCUAUCAUUUGUUUCAGUUUAGAUGCAAUGGAAGUAGGAGACUAUCCUUAUGUUCUGCUAUUGAAGCACCCAUGGCCGCCACCUGUGCUUUUGCAUCUCCCUCUUGCUGGUGCUGGUCUGCAGAAGAUACAAUGGCCGUCCUUCUGCUGCUAUGGUGCUGCCAAGAAGUCCACAUUACUGCUAUUCCGGGGUUCGAAUCAUGGCCCCAACUCUAUUUCCAAGCUCGUGGAAGGUUCGAUAUGCUUGCUGCUAUGGUUUUCUGUACACUUAGAAUCUGAUGAACCUAUCGGCACCAGCUAUAUCAGCGGCUUGGGGGCAAGCCGCCUUUCAAGGAGAGGGGAAUGUCAGCGGCUCCUGCACGCGCUGCUGGUGUGCGCGGAGACUGAGCUGCAAGAGAACUCAAGCUUCCUCCUCGACGUCACCUUCGCCAACCUCCUACACACGUACUUCAUUGAGUCGAGCCGGUGGUCAGACACUUGUGUGGCCCUGUUCGGCAUGGGGGAGGAGUUGAUCAGCCUCACCGAACACUGCAGCCUGCUCCACCUCCGGCAAGAGCAUCCUUGUCUGCUGCUACAUGCCCAGCGGCAGCGUGGUGGCAGCGUUGUCUUUCCGGCCGAUCCAAACUCGUCGACGAACAGUGCUGCGACUUGA